Molecule: messenger RNA, 3246 nt
Organism: Pundamilia nyererei
Lineage: Eukaryota; Metazoa; Chordata; Actinopteri; Cichliformes; Cichlidae
Exons: 10
Coding region: 13-2358 (781 amino acids)
Biological process (GO): zymogen activation
Cellular component (GO): plasma membrane
Molecular function (GO): serine-type endopeptidase activity
Source: RefSeq, a predicted model, not a curated record
UUGUGGUCAGUCAUGGCAGGCACACAGCAGAACGGUCUUCACUUUCUGAUGCUUGUAGUGUCUUGUAUCUUUGCCUUCCUCGCACCUGCUGCAGGUCAGAUCAGACUAGCUGGGUCUGGGUCCACUCGGUGCUCUGGAAGGGUUGAAGUCUAUCACAGUGGCUCCUGGGGAACAGUCUGUGAUGAUGACUGGGACUUAAAUGAUGCAAAAGUGGUCUGUAGAAGACUUGGCUGUGGGACACCAGUGGAGGCCACUGCAUCUGCUCACUUUGGUGCAGGAAGUGGAGAAAUCUGGCUUGAUAAUGUGGCCUGUUCAGGAAGUGAGAGUUCUCUAACUGCGUGUGAACACAGAGGAUUUGGGACACACAACUGUGGACAUGGCGAGGACGCUGGUGUUGUCUGUUCAGGUGCUCAUAUCAGAUUAUCUGGGUCUGGGUCCACUCGGUGCUCUGGAAGAGUAGAAAUCUACCACAGCAGUGCGUGGGGAACAGUCUGUGAUGAUGACUGGGACUUAAGUGAUGCUAAGGUGGUCUGUGGACAGCUGGGGUGCGGAACAGCAGUGGAGGCCACUUCAUCUGCUCGCUUUGGUCAAGGCACUGGAGAAAUCUGGCUUGAUAAUGUGGCCUGUUCAGGAAGUGAGAGUUCUCUAACCGAGUGUGGACACAAUGGAUUUGGGAAACACAAUUGUAACCAUGGUGAAGAUGCUGGUGUCGUCUGUUCAGGUUUGAUCAGAAUAUCUGGGUCUGGGUCCACUCGGUGCUCUGGAAGAGUAGAAAUUUACCACAGUAGUGCAUGGGGAACAGUCUGUGAUGAUGACUGGGACUUAAAGGAUGCUGAAGUGAUCUGCAGAUACUUAGACUGUGGAACAGCCCUGAGUGCUACAUCUGCUGUUUUUGGUCAAGGAAGUGGACAGAUCUGGCUUGAUGAUGUGGCCUGUUCAGGGAGUGAAAGUUCUCUAACUGAGUGUCGACACAGAGGAUUCGGGACACACAACUGUAACCAUGGUGAAGAUGCUGGUGUCGUCUGUUCAGUGAGUCUCCCAAAACCCAGCAUCUCUGUAAAUGAAGGUCAGGUUAGCUGGGGUCAGAACAUCAGCAUCACUUGUUCCGUCUCAUCUGAGUUCUUAGAUGGAACUUUCACCCUCAAGAAAACCUCAAGUAAUUUCAGUCAGACUGAAACAGGAUCCAGAUCUGCUACCUUCAAUAUCCACAGAGUGGACUUCAGUGAUGAUGGACUGUACCAGUGUCAGUAUGAGAAACGCAUUUCAAGUAACACAUUCAGCUCCCCCCUCAGUGACUCUGUCAGAAUCUCUGUUACUGUAAGCAAACCCAAUAUCUCCUUCAGUCCUGCUGGUGUGGUGACCUGGGGUCAGAACAUUGGAAUCUCUUGUUCAAUCUCAACUCAAACUUUAGGUGGAACGUUCAUUCUGAUGAAAACAUCAGAUUCAUUCAACAGGACCCAAAACACAAACACAAACUCUGCUACCUUCAAUAUUCCUGAAGUAGACUUUGAUGAUGAGGGAUUGUACCAGUGUCAGUAUCAGGAAAGCGGCCCAAGUCAUGAAUUUUACUCCCCAACAAGUGACUCUGUUAGGCUCUCUGUUACAGUGAGACUGCAGCGGCCCAGCAUCUCCUUGACGUCUCCUAAUGCAGGACUUGUCUGGGGUCCUGAAGGUGCACAGAUCACCAGGGGUUACAGCUUUGUCCUCACCUGUUCCAUUAACUCCACAUUUUCCAGUGGACAUUUUAUUCUGAGCUUCUCUGGCUCCAACCUCACAGAGCCAGCAGUCAACAACUCGGCCUCCUUUAGUUUCCCUGUAGCUGAGUAUGAACGGCAGGGCAACUACAGCUGUGUGUAUGAGGUCACAGUGUCCACACGGACAUUCACAUCUGCUGAAACUGCACUGAUUACUGUCAUCAUUAAAUUGUCUUUGAUGCCGCUGGUGUCCUCUGUAUCUGUUGUAAUCCUGCUGCUGCUGCUGUUGCUGAUCCUCAGAAGAAAACGACAACACAAGCAGCCUGCAGCUCUCAUCCAAACUCAAAUGGUUGUCCAAGUUGAGAAUGACUACACGUGGGGAGACAAUGAGGGCGAUGAGGAGGUCUAUAUGAAUGUUGAUCUGCAUCAAAAAAUAAAAGGUGAAGCUACAGGAGAGGAUGGAGACUUGAGCGAUGACUAUGAGGAGCCAGUGAAUGAUGGCGACUGUGAUUUUAAGGAAACAGAUCCCAGUGACUAUUACAGAUGUCCAAAAGAGGCCUGUAUGUUUGUAGACAAUCACAGGGAAGAAGAUGAUGAUGAAGAGAAAACUAGUCAUGCAGAAGAUGUCUUUGAGAAUGUAUCCCCUCCAUCACCAGUUUAUUAACAUUCAUAAUGACCUGAAUCGCAUAAACAUCCAAAAUACAACCACACCGAAAAUACCUGCAGGCCAAUAAAUGUUCACCAGUGUCGUAUGGGUUCUAUUUCUUCAAUAUACCAUUCUUUGUAACAAUAUUUCCCUGAUAUAAUGAAUGGUAUUUAGCAAUUAAUCUUGUAUUAUGUGGUCCAAACUGAAGUACUAUAAGUACUUUUAAAUUACAGUUAUUUUCGAUUCCUUGUGGCACCUGACUUCACAAUAUCCUGAUCUGUGAGUUUGAUAUCGGUUCUUAUUUAAAGGUUCCCCUUCUGGAUCUCUGCAGGCUGCAUGUCAAAGCUAAAUGUGAAGGCUGUGUGUGGGGGGAGGCUCAAAUGAUUGUAAAACUGUUUAUUGAAGUGUAUCGUUAAAAUUGGGCUUUGUCCCCUGAGGUUCUUGUCAUGUCUGCUCCUUGUUCAUGACGCCCACUUUCAAAAUAUCAGGAGAAAAUUGGCAAAAUUGCUCACCUUUAAGCUUUAUAGUGGGACUAAAACCAAUGGGUGAUGUCAACCGUUCUAAGGUUAUCCUUUCCUCUAACAUUAAAACAUUUUCUUUACACUGUAAGAAAAUAUUAGUUUUUUACCCUAAAUAUUGAAAUCCUCUUAUUCCAAGUAGCCUUUGACAAACACCACUGAACAAUUUAGGUUCAAAAAACUGUUUGACUUUUUUUCACCCUUCAUAAUCUUACAAAGAGUGCAUCAGUAAUGGAUGGAAACAUUCUUUUAAACAACCUUUCCUUUGAACCUUUUUUUUUUUCAUUUUAUUGAUUCAUACUGUAUUUUAUAUUUGAUCUUGGACGUGAAUCUGGGUUGGCUUCAUUUUAAAAUGUACAAGUCUGAGCCUGAAUUAUUGUUUUUCAAU